Molecule: messenger RNA, 975 nt
Organism: Tremella mesenterica DSM 1558
Lineage: Eukaryota; Fungi; Basidiomycota; Tremellomycetes; Tremellales; Tremellaceae
Exons: 5
Coding region: 1-975 (324 amino acids)
Source: RefSeq, a predicted model, not a curated record
AUGACCCGUCUUUCUCUUCAUCUUCCUCUCUCUGCUCUUUUACCUCCCAAAGACGAUCCCCAUUCUAUUCCACUCCACCCUCUACCCUCCCCUGCUGUCAUCGUUGGACCUCUUCCUCCAACUUCUCCUCUACAUCUAUCAUUGCAAUAUCUCGCCUUGUCUGACAUACCGGAAUUCCAUCGACCAUCCCGGCACCGAGAGAGGGUUCUGAUAUUGACCGGAUCAAAAGAUAGCUUCCGACAUUCUUUGGAAGAAGAGGAUGAAGAUUGGUUUCGGGACCAUGGGGUGGAUUACGAUGUACUUUAUCGACUUAGAAGAGUUGACAUGAGAUUUUGUCCUUCACCUCAACAUCUAAUGAUGAUGCUUGUGCUUCUAAGUGUCGGAGAAGGUACAGAACCUCAUAAAGUCUCUCAACAACCUGGCAUGAUCAUCUUAUGGGAUAUAGCGGGAAUGUUCAUGGAAGAAGUUGAAGGUGAUGAGAAUGAACCUCAAACUUGUCAUCCGGAACAUGAACAAAGGUUCAGGUCAGAAGCUUGUAUAUCGGAUUAUCUCAGUCUUUUAUCUGCGGCUCGGACUACUAUCUCGCAGAUGCCAUCCCCAGACAUAUCAUCGAUUCGUUUGAUUAUUUUGGAACCUCAUCUUUCAGCCACAAGUGCCAUGCCUAUCUUCCCUGUAAGACCCACAGACGAGAACGAUCCUAUGCCCCGAGCGACGCGCGAAAGAAGGGUGAUGGUGAUGGAAGGUCUCACAAAGUUGUUUGGGAGACAAGCGAUUGGUCAAGUGAACAGUCUAUCUUCCGAGUCAGACUUACGAGAUGGAUCUUCGUAUUCCCUGAAUCUCGACAUGUAUCCGGGGGAGAUAUUUCAAAUGAGACGACGACGAUGUGGGAGAGCCGAAUGGGCAGGAGCGACGGUAGUUGGACCAGAUGAGGGAGUAGAUGGCGAUUUAGGUGGAUGGCGAUGGGGAUUUGUCUAA